This is a messenger RNA of Suillus fuscotomentosus, 748 nucleotides long. RefSeq lists its product as uncharacterized. The record is from RefSeq and is a predicted model, not a curated record. NCBI's taxonomy places the organism in Eukaryota, Fungi, Basidiomycota, Agaricomycetes, Boletales, Suillaceae. Bases 32 to 628 code for a protein of 198 amino acids. The transcript is spliced from 2 exons.
CUCCUUCAACUCUCCCGCAAGGCGUCGUACCAUGGCUUACGACGAUGAGCAUGCUGACAUUCUCGGCGGCCCCAUUUUGCAGAUACCAGAUACUGGUAUCCUGGGUCAAUGGUCCCAGUACUCGAUUCUAUUCAGGGCUAGUCUCAUCCUAGCACUUGGCCUAUUGGUAUCGCUCAUCUCAGUACGCGCCUGGGACAUAUGGAAAAAAAAUCAGGAAUUGGGCUACAGAAAAGCGAUGCGUCGCAAACAUGGAAUCCCAGACUCGGACUGUCGUCCCUUUGCUGUAGCAUAUGCUGCGGCCACCCGGGCGCGCGCUGAACGCGAGGCUCAGGAUAGAAUACAGGCCAAUAACGUCACGGAAAAGCCUCCGGCGAUAAAUAAUCAAGUUCCGUUGGCAGACGCGCAUGGAUUGAGGCGAAGGGCGGCCGAAUCUAGUGUGUGCAACUUUUUCGUGUUUUGUUGUCUCGAUCUGAUCGUUAUACAGUUACGAAGCCACAUGUUAAUCAACUCCCUGCCACAAGGCGUACCAUUUCUGGCUUUGAUCACAAGCCCAACGGAUUUGACUUUGCGCACCGAUAUAAUCCCCGCCUUCGGGAUGGCCUCCUUCCUCUCGCGCGCGAGUCCCUAACGCCUGUGAAACGUUCUUAUCGUCGCGCUAGCAGAAAGGAUCUUGUUUUCGACCCGAACGUGGCGGUGGAAGGCAAGAAACGAGCUUAUGAUCAUGAGGGCAAUCAUGAACUUGCAAUAU